AUGAUUAAUUAUCAUAUAAACACUUUAAGAGGAUCUGUUACAGACUAUAUGCCAGUUUUAUUUGAAGAUUUGUUUUUUGAUAAAAGCCAUUUGAGCUCAAAUAAAAUGGGUGUAAUUAGUCUUUAGAAUUUUGAAUAAUUAAGAUAAGAUCCUUAAUGUAUAAUGGAUAAUUUAGUGAUUAAUGAUGUAUCAUAGAUUGUUCAUGAAUUUUAAAAUUUACCAUAAUGUCUUAUAUGCACAUCAUGUAAUGAUUUAGAGAAAUUGAAUCGAUUACUUUAAUAUUGUAAUCAGAUUGACAUAGCAAUUGGAUAUUAACACAAUAUUUCAAAAUAAUUAAAUAAUCUACCUCUAUAUUCAGUUGAUAAUCUAAUAAAGAAAUUAGAAAUGGAAAUAACAAUAGGGACUAAUAAUUUAAAGCCUGCAUUUAUAGGAAUAAUUAAUUUUGAAGAAAUAGAUUUCAAUAAUUAAAUUUGGAUAAAUAUAAUAGAGAGCUAUAUAAUAUGUUCUGAAAAUUGUGGAAUACCAAUAGUAGUUGAUCAUCGUUAAAAAUUAGAAUUUAAGGCGAUAUAAUAAAAAUAUAAUUAGAGAAAUGCUAAAUUUAUAAUAUUGAAUCCAUAUUUAGAAGUGAAUUAUACAAAAACAAACUAUUGUAUAAAAAAGGAAAUAAACAUAAAUUCAAUAGAUUUAAAAUAAAAAAUAGUAUAUAAUAAGAAUGAGAUUGAUUAUGAAUUAUAUAGUUUAAUGCCUGUUUAUUUUACAGUAGGAAUAAAGUUUAAGACACAUUUAAAAAUGUUCGGAGGUAAAGGAUUUGAGAUUUUGAAUAAAAAUACAGAAGGAUUGUUUGAUCUAUUGAAAUGGUCUAGUUAAGUGAUAAAGAUAGUGGAAAUAAAAAUGUGGAAAUGUCCUAUGUAAUGAAAUUGAAUUAAAGAAUAGUUGUAAAAAAGAGUAAGGAGAGAAUGAAGAGAGAUUUAAGAAGUUGGGAAAAGAGUUCUGUAGUAUGAAAUGUUUGAGAUAAGGGUUGAAUUGAUUAAUAAUAUAAAUUAAUAGUCGU
This is a messenger RNA of Paramecium sonneborni, 1051 nucleotides long. Lineage: Eukaryota; Ciliophora; Oligohymenophorea; Peniculida; Parameciidae. The record is from the annotation of a GenBank genome assembly.